This is a messenger RNA of Hylaeus anthracinus, 975 nucleotides long. RefSeq names its product leucine-rich repeat-containing protein 15-like. The record is from RefSeq and is a predicted model, not a curated record. Bases 39 to 863 code for a protein of 274 amino acids. The transcript is spliced from 2 exons. Lineage: Eukaryota; Metazoa; Arthropoda; Insecta; Hymenoptera; Colletidae. Gene Ontology annotation, molecular function: protein binding. Gene Ontology annotation, cellular component: plasma membrane.
CCGGGGAGACACAGUUGUUGCUGAAAUUUUCCGCCAAGAUGAGAGACUUGCUCGGAUCUAUAGUCCUCGCGACGUGUCUGGUCUCCUGCCUCGCGACCUGUACUCCGGGAUUAAAUGGCCGAGAAAAUUGGUACCAGUGCGAGGGAUUAAAUCAGUUGAACUUUCAGAUACCACCUGGAGCAAAGGGGAUCAGUAUCGUAAACUCGAACAUCAGCAAGAUAAAAACGGACGCGUUCGCGCAGUUCUCCGAUUCGCUGAUCGAGUUGAACAUAACCGGAUGUGGCGUGGAAGAAAUAGAGCCAGACGCAUUCAGGGGUCUGGACAACUUGCAAAUUCUCGGUUUGGUGAACAAUAAGAUCCGCAAGAUCGACGCAACGUGGAUCAGGGGAUUACCAAACCUGAGGGCGUUAAUCCUGUGGCGGAAUCGCGUCGUCGAUAUAGAUUCGAAAAUUUACGAUCUGCUGCACGAGCUGGUAGUUUGGGACAUCGCCCAUAACGAGCUGAGCGCGUGCUUGUCGCCAGAUAUGCUGAAGAAGCUGAAGAAACUUCGGAAAAUCUUGAUCGCUGGUAACCCGUGGUCUUAUCGAUGUCGUGCACCGAUGACCUGGUACCUAGGCAGUAAUCACAUCCGUUUCAUCAAGGACUGGAGCAUCAGUGAUUUACUGAUCGAGGAAUGCUUGGCUCACGAACCCGGGGCCGAUAGAGAGGACGCGAUCCUGAAUAAAUGCGUCGAUCGCAUGGUCGGCUCCUCCGAUACCUUGCCGUACAGCGUUGCUGGCUUGAACGAGCAGGUCCGAAAGCUGACGGGGAAGGUCUCCGCGCUGGAGCAAGAGGUGGCCGCGUUGAAGAAGGCGAAGGUGUAAUUGGGGAUGCUCUUUUCACAGGAGGGAUCAGAGAAGAGAAGUUGUCACGAGGUUUCGUUUACAUAUGAUGCAUACGUAUUAUUUGAUUUUUAGAACGUAUAUGAAGAAAUGA